GAUGAGGUCAUAAUGUCCAUCCCUGAGAAGGUACAGAGCGGCCCUGAUGACUUUGAGGAGACCAGUAGUAUUUCUCCGGGUUUUCUAGAGGAUGCCAGAGAUUUUGAAGAACUUGAGGGAAGAUCGUCCUCCAGCUGUGCUACAACUUCACAUAUUGUACUUGGUGCUCCAACUGCACAAGAUGAAGCAGUAUGGUCAACAGCUGAGAUGGGGGCGAGCUGCCCUGAGGAUUCUGAGGAGACCUGUGAUAUAUCUUCAGAUUUUAGAGGUGUUGAAGAAGCCCCUUCUUCCAGCCUUUCAACAAGUUUAUAUUCAGUACCUGAUGCCCAUUCAUCUCAAGAUGAGUUGCUCAUGUCCACCACUGAAGCUUCAGAGAGCUGUGCAGAGAGCUUCAAAGAGACCUUCAGUAUUUCUCCAGGUUUGUCAGAGGAUGUCAGAGAUUUUAAGGAAAGAUCAUCUUCAAGUCUUUGUAUCAGUUUACAAUCUAUGAGUGUAGCUCUAGGUGUCGACAAUGACGCAGGCGUCAGCCCAGCUGGACAGGAGGACAUUCAAAGUUACGAUACUGAUGAAGAUGUGGUCGAAACAACCGAUCUUGCGGUCACUGAGAGUUUCUCUGCAGAUUCUGUUGCAAGUUCAAGUAUCUCAACAUCUUUGACAGAAGUGCUAAGUUUAAUGCCAGUUUCCGACAGGGCAUUAACACACAUUGUUCAGCGUACAACAAGGGAUGUCAGUGACAUGAUGCAGAUGGUCCACCAGUGGGACUCAGAGGACUAUGACACGUCCAAUGAUGGGGAGGAAAGAACAUUUAGUCCAGUCACAAUACAGAAGGUGGAUGACUACCUGGAUAGCUUUUUUGCAAGACGUGUAGAGUAUGCUGAACAGCAAUAUGUUGGGGUGUCAGAAGACCAGGACACUGGAGCAGUAAAACAGGCUGAAGUGACAACAUCAACAGAUGAAAUAGUUGGAACUCUUGAAAAUUUACUGCCGGCUAUGCUGGAUGUGGUACAGAGUGUUUCGCCUCAAAUAAAGAUGGAACCAGUGGUGCUACUCUCAACACAUGGUCCUGAAACACCAGUUGUUUCCGACGAUAUUUCUGAGUUUGAGGACAAAGUACCUUCCAGCGAAUCCACUAGUUCAGUUACUCCUUUGCCAGAUGGAGCUUUUUCACGCUCUGUCAAAGAAUUCACAGUUCCUGGGAGAAGACCACCGUCCACCAGCUCAGACGACAGCAGGAGACUGACGUCUUCAGGGGGGUUUGAGAAGCUGUCUGUUACAUCUCUAUCACUUUCAGAGGGAAAAUCCUCCACUGACUCUACCAGAUCAGAGGAGAGCAAGAUAACGGGUUCUCCAAUGUCAACCACACCUACAGCGGAACCGACAGUGGCAACUGCUCUCGGCUCUGUUGACAUAGGGCUGACAGACAUAGUUGAGAAGACAAAGAAGGAUGUGAAUAAUAUGAUGCAGAUGGUCCAUCACUGGAGCUUAGAAGAACAUGCAAUAUCUGAGGAUAAGGAGAAUGGAAGUAUGCUCGGUCCAUUUGCCACACAGAAAGUUGAUGAGUAUUUAGAUCAAUUCUUUUCAAGUCGAACAACAAUUGAAGAAGAGCAGCUCACAAAGACCGGAGAAGCUAAAGAGGACCCUGUUCAUAGAGAACAAGGAGAGGAGGGUGAAGAGGAGAGAGCGUCCACCUCCUCCGCCUCGCCUCCCACUGCACAAAUAGUCCAAGCUUUAACCAACUUCCUUCCGCUAAUGUUAAAUGUGGUUCAAAGUGCCGCCCUCAAGGAGGUGGAAAUGUCCAAUCUUGGGCUGCAGGACAUUGGCUCUGAACCUCCUCAGGACAGAGACACUGUAAGGACGGCACCUUACCGUGUACGUUUCAUGCAAGGAGUGCAUGAUGAGGAAACAUCCACUGACGGGGUAACUGAUGUUCCUCUACCAAACAUCACAGGAAAGGGUUCCUUUGUGGCCAGCAGCAUCUCACCAGCGGCAUCAGAGGACAUGUCAGACACACCACUGUCUUCCAGCUACUCUACAGACUCCCAGGAAACUAUGAAACGAGUUUCCCCUGCCCCCCCCUCCAUCAGCCCUGACAGUGGGGGGGCUGUCAGUGGGACUCUGGACAUCGGUAAAGUAUCUCCACGUUUGACUGAGGACGCUGCACCACUGGUGGUGGAGUAUGUCACCAGUAUCUCGCCAGAAGACAUCGACUCAAGACCGUCCUCCAGCUUCCAAAUAUAUGUAAGGCCAACAGGCUACAGCCCACCUGGACUGACCGCAGCUCAGGUGGAUGGAGCUAAAGCAGGAACAACUGACAGUCGGCCCGAGACGGUGGGGUUCUGUGACGUCUCUUCUGUUGCAUCAGAUUACUCCCCAAGAUCGUCCACUCAGUCCACCUUAUCGUGGUCCAGCAGGACAACACCGUCCCCCGUUUAUUCAGAGUCCUUUACUAAAACUGAGGAUGUCACGUUAACACCUGAGGUCGAUGGAACCACCCCGCAGAUGGAGGAAACAUUGAGCUACGAGGCCAGUGUCUCUUCAGCUGGGGUAGGGGACAAGACAGAUGAUGAUGUAUGUGAGAGCAGACUUUCCUCAAGCUCAUCCCUCACUGCCCUCUCUGCAGCAGCGCUGACAGAGGACCUCCAGAGAGCUUCUGUGGAGCAGCUCUACAGCACGUCUCCAGCUGGGUCAAUGGAUCAGAGAAGUGAUCAGGGGGCAAGACUGCUGUCCACGCCCUCAACCGGAUCGAGGGACAGCAGACUGCCUUCCACAAUGUCACCUUCACCCACCACUGCAGCAGUAACACCUGACGUUUAUGGCAGUUUUAAAUACCUCCACAGUAUGUCUCCUGCCAUCUCAGAAAGUGGUGGACAUGAGGACGUUUCUGACACUAGAACGUCCUCCAGCUAUUCUCUAGAUGAAGGGUCCUUUGAGGUCCCGAAGAGGACCACCAGUUCCUGUCAAUCUCCUCAGACCAGACCAUUGUCCUGCCAUGUUACCAGUUCACAGGAGAGCAGGAAGCUCACGUCUUCUGUUUCAUCUCAAAUUGACAACAAUUUUAUGAUCUUUGCUCAGACUUUGUUGGAUGGCUUUAUGGUAGCUGAUCCGGACAUUAAAUUGCCCCCUCCAGAUGUGGCAGAUAUUUGCCCUGAGCUGUUUUCAGAUGCCUUCAUGGGCAGAGAUGGCCAAGCACUGGACGAACGACCAGCCUUGUCAGUGACCUCUUCAUCCAUGUCAGAAAAAGAUAAAGAAGUCAAACUGUCAUCCAAGCACUCAAGUGUAUCACAGACCAAGGGAGGUGCGAUUCCCGACGAUACUGCACCAGCUGCACCAGCUGAGAUAACUGGUCAAACCUUCCCCCGUAUCGUUCCUAAAUCAUCCCCGGAGUCCACCGUAUGUCUGACUCCAGCUGUAAUGGAGGCCUCCUUGUGCAGUUUUUCCCAAGUGGUCUUAAAUGGGCUUCUGAAAGCCUUUGCUGACACUGACUUGGAGAUGUUGAGCCCUGAGACAGUGGUCGCAGAUAGUUGUUCUCAAACCAUCAAAAGGAUUAUGACACAAAUAAGUAUGGACAAGAGCAUGCUGACGGCGAAUAAGAAAUUCAAGGAAGAGACGGUGUUUGUUUUUCCAAGGGAGGCGUUGAAACAUCAAGCCCCCAGCAGAUAUAAGAAGAAGAAGAAGAAGAAGAAACGAUCUGUGUUGAAAAGGUUUUUGGGUCUGUUCAGAAGUCAGCGGGUCUGUUGUCCAUCACAGGGAAAGGUCAAACGUUCUUCUCCAGCUUCUUCAGUGAAAUCCUUAAAAAGGGAACGCCAAUUUCCCCCAAAAGAUGAACCUCAAACGUCACGGCAAGAUAAAAAGAAGUCAAGAUGGAAAAGGUUCAUGUAUGCAUGGCAAAGGAAAAAGGUCCAUCCACUUACCCAGGACGACUCCAAAAAGUACAGACAUGACAACCAGAAGGACCCGGUCACCACCGAUCAGCCGCCGAGCCCCAAAGAUCAGACUGAGAAGCCGCAGCAGAAGAAAUCAGCCUGGAAGAGGAUUUUUAGAUGGAAACGGAGGAACAGGGUGCAUCCAGUUCAAAGAAAAGAAAAGAUUCCAAAACAGGACUCCCACGCUCCUCCGGGGGGCGCCUCUGCCAAAAGACGCACGUUGUUCCCUGAAGACAAAACUCAGAAGGUGCCAGAAAAGAAAAGAUCUGUGUGGAGACGUUUUUUUGGUCUCAGGCAGAGGAACAAAGUUUAUCCACUUCAAAAACAAAAGGACAGAACCAGCACCAAACAAAGUCCUUGUCUGGAGUUGAUUUAUGGUCGAUGCUGCCCUCCCUCAGACACCUGACCUUGACCUCUUGUCAUUCAACCUAUCCAAUACAGAAGCCAAGCCCACCAUGAGUCAGGUGAUUUGCUGGCAGACAGUGGGUCUACAGCAGUUCAUUAUGACAUGGGGGGGG
This is a messenger RNA of Cynoglossus semilaevis (tongue sole), 4441 nucleotides long. Its product is annotated as signaling mucin MSB2-like. Bases 13 to 4329 code for a protein of 1438 amino acids. The record is from RefSeq and is a predicted model, not a curated record. NCBI's taxonomy places the organism in Eukaryota, Metazoa, Chordata, Actinopteri, Pleuronectiformes, Cynoglossidae. The transcript has 2 exons.